Nyctereutes procyonoides (raccoon dog) is the source of this 875-nucleotide messenger RNA. It is a transcript of the gene MRPL32, whose product is annotated as mitochondrial ribosomal protein L32. The record is from RefSeq and is a predicted model, not a curated record. Gene Ontology annotation, cellular component: mitochondrial large ribosomal subunit. Gene Ontology annotation, molecular function: structural constituent of ribosome. Lineage: Eukaryota; Metazoa; Chordata; Mammalia; Carnivora; Canidae. Gene Ontology annotation, biological process: translation. Bases 21 to 587 code for a protein of 188 amino acids. The transcript has 3 exons.
GUGGGCUCCGGGCGGGAAAGAUGGCGUCGGCCAUGCUGGUGCUUGUGGUCCCGCCGUGGCCGGCGGCCCGGGGGCUGCUCAGGAACGGUUGGGAGCUGCUACUGCGGACGCUUCAGCAGAGCCGGCCAGGCCUUCCCGGGCCUCCGUGGGGACCCGCAUUAGCAGUCCAAGGUCCGGCUGUAUUUACAGAACCGGCACAUGACACCAAUGGAAGUAAGGAGAUUUCCAGCCUUUUGGAUAGUAUCUUCUGGAUGGCAGCUCCAAAGAACAGGCGCAGCAUUGAAGUUAACCGCUGUAGGAGAAGAAACCCACAGAAGCUUAUUAAAGUUAAGAACAAUAUUGACGUUUGUCCUGAAUGUGGUCACCUGAAACUGAAACAUGUCCUUUGCGGCUUUUGCUAUGAGAAGGUGUGCAAGGAGACUGCAGAAAUCAGAAGACAGAUAGGGAAACAAGAAGGGGGCCCUUUCAAGGCUCCUCCCGUGGAGACUGUGGUGCUGUACACAGGAGAGGCACCGUCUAUACAAGAUCAGGGUAAGAGAAUCAUUGAACGAGACAGGAAGCGACCAUCCUGGUUCACCCAGAAUUAAGACCAAAGAGGUUUGAAGAGGAUAACUGCAUAUUGAACAUUUGUCCUGAAAGGGAGGGAAAUUUUUUAUUCUCAUGUUGGUUUUGUGCUUGUUUUUAAAUCAUCAGUCUAGUUUAAAACAUUCUCUCGAAGCAGUUAGUUUUGUUUGGGUAAUUUGAAGAAUAAACCAGGAGUAAACUCUGAAAAUAAUGGUUUAUUACAGAGACACAACAGAUUAAUAUGUUUCUGUUAUACUGAAUAUAAAAUUUCCAGUACAGAAAAAUAAAUGAUUUAAAAUUCAUAGCAAGAA